GCGGCGGCCUCUUCUUCCCUUUGCCCCGGCGGAGCAGCGCUGAGCAUCCUCGGAACCGGUGCCCGGACUUGGCUCUUGCGCGCUCACCUCGCUCCAGGUAGCCGCUGCCUCCAUCUUUCCGCCUCCCUCGCUUGCGGCUGUUUUUCCCCCGGGGGACCGGGCUCUGAAGAUCAGCCUCCGCCCCUUUGCCUCCGCGCUCCCCGGCUUGCCAGCGGCUGCCCCCCCCCUUGAAGCCCCUCAUGGCCGUCGAGAAGGAGAAGAAAACCUGCUGCCAAAUCAUGGCGGAGUGGAAGGAGUUCAUCUGGAACCCCCGGACGCAUCAGUUCAUGGGGCGCACCGGGAGUAGCUGGGCAAUGAUCCUGCUAUUCUACCUGCUGUUCUAUGGCUUCCUCACUGCCCUCUUCACGCUCACAAUGUGGGUGAUGCUGCAGACAGUGGAUCCAUUCAACCCCAAAUAUCAGGAUCGUCUCUCCGUCCCAGGUAUGAUGAUUCGCCCAAAGACGGAUGCUCUGGAUAUCACUUACAAUGUGACCAACACUGAAACUUGGGAGAGUUACGUGAAGUUGCUAAAUAACUUUUUGGAUGCUUACAACAAUUCCAAGCAAGCAGCCAGCAAUCAACAUUGCCUUCCAGGGAAGUACCAUGAAGAGCCGGACAGCCCCGGGGUGGUGAACCAACCCAAGACGGCAUGCCAGUUCAACCGCACCAUGUUGGGGGAUUGCUCAGGCCUCAAUGACACCACCUAUGGCUACCGGGAGGGGCACCCUUGCAUCCUUGUCAAAAUGAACCGGGUCAUGAACUUUUACGCAGGAGACCACCGGCCCAUGAAUGUCUCUUGCACGGCAAAGAAGGAGGAGGAUACCCAGAAACUGGGAGAGAUGGCAAUGUUCCCAGCGAAUGGAAACAUCGACCUAAUGUAUUUUCCUUACUAUGGCAAAAAAAUUCAUGUAAACUACACGCAGCCUGUUGUGGCUGUCAAGUUCCUUAACCUCACUUUCAACUACGACCACAAUGUGGAGUGCAGGAUCAACGCCGCCAACAUUGCCACGACCGACGAGCGGGACAAAUUUGCCGGCCGGGUGGCUUUCAAGAUCCGGGUCAACAAAGACUGAGAUCUUCUUGAUCCAUCUUCCCUCUCUCCACCCCCUCACGCCCAACACCCUCAAAAGCUAAUCUUUUCUUACAGGCUCUGUUUGCUGUGGGGACAGGUUUUGGAAUGGGUGGCCUAUUGAUGUUGAAGGAAGCAGUGGGGGGGGAGAUUGAGGUGUGUGGUUGAGGUGCUCUCUUGGUCACUGCUGCUCACCCUAGGGUCACUAACCUUUGCUGUUAGACAAUCCCAGCUCCUUUGGCCCUAAAACCGAAGGCUUUGCAUCCACUCACCCCCUCAUCUUCCCCCUCUCAAUAUUUGGGAUGCCACUUCGGCUCGUUCUAACCACACUUCUCGCUUUCUCCCUUCUCCCCCCACAUAGGGUCUGUGGGGAGCUCAGAGGCUGUGACCCCCCCUCCCUUGAACCUUCCCUGGAAGAUAUUUCCUAAUAUAAUAAUAAAUGUAUAUAGAUAUUUUUUAUAUAUAUUAAAAAUUAAGGUACUGCUGAGUCCUCUGUAUUUUCCUGUGUGCUAUCCACAAAAACCUUUCCAGCACUGUUUUCCUCCCCCUUCAUCUUUUCUACCAGUUUAGCUCCUGCCUCAAAACCUGUUAAAGAGGUUCUGCUAUGAAAGUUUGGCACUCUUUCAUAUGGGAAGCGGUGGGCCAACUCGUGUUCUUGGGGUCCAAAAGCAAUGCUGUGGUUUGGGGCCUACUGACCCAUGUUAACUGUUGGAAACCGCUUUGCCUUUGUCACUCAAAAAAGCUUCUGGCUGCCAUAAUGUGCAAAAGUAUAUCAGUGGGGGUAAACAUGUUUUUGGCUGCACUCCUACACACACUUAACUAAAGAGUAAGCCCAGUGACCCCAACAGGGAUUAUUUCUGUGAAAAUAUGUGCAGAGUUGUGCUGUUUAUGUAGCAAAAAGCUACUUGUUUAACUGGCCAAGAAGCAAAAUGGCUUUACUCUUAGCUAUAUGAUAAACAAAAUGGCCAUCAUUAUCAGUGUGGAAUGGCAGCCAUUUUGUAAGUGGCUACUCCUGUCAGUAAGUCCUGUGGCAAUCUGAUCUUUUAUGGUGAGCCAAAAGGCUUCUCCAUCCUGGUUGUAGAAAUUAUGCAUUGGCCAUGAGAGUCCAAAAUGGCUGCAAGAGUUGAAGGGUUCUUUUCCUCUUGACUUCUGUGUGGCAAUAGCGUGUCAUAUAUUUCUUGAUUGUAAUCAGCUUUUUAAAAUGGCAGACAAAAGGCUUCUUUGUGAAUGGUGGCCAUUUUUAUUUCCUAGCAGAAGAAAUUGCCAUGGCAGCUGCGAAAUAGGCUAACCCUUACCAUCCUUUCCCCUCUUUUUUUUUCUAAAUACGGUCUACUCUGACUCUGUUCAUUCUUUAGUGUACAGUUUUAAUCCAUUAUAAUAGUGGCACAUUGCACUGAGAUGAUAUUUUAAAAAAGACAUACCACUGGUUCUGCCAUAAGUUGAAAGGAGAAAUAUUGACUGAAUCCAGUAAUCCCUCUUUAGUCACCUUAAUUAACUGAUGGAGAUUUUUUUGCCUGCUUGAUCUCUCCCUGUUAAUAUUUGUCAAACAGCAGCAGUGUGUUUUAAAGAAAGCAAACUCAUUUUGGCGAUGGGGGCUUAAACUCUCCUUGUUUUUAUUUUUUAUUAAAUUUCACCCCUUUACCUCUAAGGCUGCAUCUUUGAGAAGUCAUUAUGUGUAUGAAUGGAAGGGCAUAACUUAAAUUCCUUGGCUUUUUAACGUUUUGUUGUGUUUUGUUUAUUUGCAGAAAUAUUUAAUUGCCUGUAUCAGAUUUACUGUAAAGAUGAGAAAUAAAACUUUAAAAACUUG
Molecule: messenger RNA, 2915 nt
Organism: Rhineura floridana
Lineage: Eukaryota; Metazoa; Chordata; Lepidosauria; Squamata; Rhineuridae
Gene: ATP1B2
Product: ATPase Na+/K+ transporting subunit beta 2
Exons: 7
Coding region: 240-1112 (290 amino acids)
Biological process (GO): potassium ion import across plasma membrane; intracellular potassium ion homeostasis; sodium ion export across plasma membrane
Cellular component (GO): sodium:potassium-exchanging ATPase complex
Molecular function (GO): ATPase activator activity
Source: RefSeq, a predicted model, not a curated record